UCAACCUACCUGCUGUUUGACCUGUUGCGCAGAGGAUCCACAACUCUGUGCCCAUACUUAGUCCUAACUCCUGCUUCUCCAUACCUCCACGGCCACAUUCGCGGCCUAUCCUUUCCGUGCAGCUUGUGUUAGGCGCUAACCGCGGGCCCUUGUCCCAAGUGCUCCAUCGAUCGCGCGCCUCGCCCUACGUUACCACCCACACCUCCCCUCACGCAUCAUGGCAUCACGAAAGAAGGUUCUCUUGAAGGUCAUCAUCCUCGGUGACAGCGGGGUCGGCAAGACCAGCUUAAUGAACCAAUAUGUCAACAAGAAGUUCAGCGCGAGCUACAAAGCCACAAUAGGCGCCGAUUUCCUCACCAAAGAGGUGCUCGUAGAUGACCGCCUUGUGACGAUGCAGCUGUGGGACACCGCCGGGCAGGAGAGGUUUCAGUCGUUAGGCGUAGCCUUCUACCGCGGCGCGGACUGCUGCGUGCUCGUCUACGACGUCAACAACUCCAAGAGCUUUGACACACUGGACAGCUGGCGCGACGAGUUUCUGGUGCAAGCUAGCCCAAUGGACCCGGAGAGCUUCCCUUUUGUCGUGAUCGGAAACAAGAUCGAUGUGGAGGAGAGCAAGAGAAUGAUCUCGCAAAAGCGUGCCAUGACCUACUGCCAAUCCAAGGGCGGUAUUCCCUAUUUUGAGACGAGCGCAAAAGAGGCUAUCAACGUAGAGCAAGCGUUUGAAGUCAUCGCGCGACAAGCUUUGGCACAGGAGGAAGUGGGCGACUUCAACUCUGACUUCCCAGAGACGAUUCCGAUUGACCUGAAGCCUGGAGGUGACGGCAGCUGUGCUUGCUAGUCUUGGGCGUGUUCUGUGCAUCCAGCGCUUCGGCGACUGCAUAUUCUACCUGAGUCUGUUGCGGAGUUUGGUGUCUGGCGCGUGCAUAUCUCUCUGACGAGAGAAUUUCUUCUCACUCGAUUCGUUUCUUGUACGCAAUACACUGGCAGAUUACAUAGUACCCAAAGUGCAAUAUAGUAGGAAGCAUGAGUUAUUGGCCAGAUGCAGCGUUG
Paraphaeosphaeria sporulosa is the source of this 1050-nucleotide messenger RNA. RefSeq lists its product as uncharacterized. Gene Ontology annotation, molecular function: GTP binding; GTPase activity. The record is from RefSeq and is a predicted model, not a curated record. Gene Ontology annotation, cellular component: fungal-type vacuole membrane; phagocytic vesicle; vacuole. The coding region runs from base 218 to 838 and encodes 206 amino acids. Gene Ontology annotation, biological process: regulation of vacuole fusion, non-autophagic. The transcript is spliced from 5 exons. Lineage: Eukaryota; Fungi; Ascomycota; Dothideomycetes; Pleosporales; Didymosphaeriaceae.